Messenger RNA from Amoebophrya sp. A25, 7923 nucleotides. The record is from the annotation of a GenBank genome assembly. Lineage: Eukaryota; Dinophyceae; Syndiniales; Amoebophryaceae.
GGAAGAGCGAAGUUCAAGGUGCAGAGCGAGAGAGACGGAACAAAAAAGCUGAUUUGCUGUUCUUCAGGUUGAAAUUGUAACAGCCGUUGAUGGGAACGGUUACCUAUCUUGCACGAUUUUUUUUGUUCCAUACGAUUGAUACCUCCUGAAAGAAGCUUCAUGAUCAUAGGAUUCCCACAUUUUACAGUGCUCCUGCAAGGGUUGUUUGUAAGAGUUGUCCGUAAUUUGAAUUCAUAAUUAGAUUGUAUUUGAUGGAAACGACUAGUUUCAAUAGCAGAAGAAAUUUAAGAACUACAAGAGCAUUGAUUCCUUUUGUAAUUUCAACCAAUUGUUCAUGUUAUUGUAUCUCCACUAGCCUCUACUUUUUUUCUACAAAUUGUAUCCUCCUAAGUACGAGGUUCUUCGAGGACGAUGGUCCCGCUUCAGUGUCUCUAGUACACGAUUAGACUUUGCUGUUGUUGGCUGGUGGUCUAGGCUGGCACGAAAACGAUUCUGCUUACGAGCCAGUAACUGCAGACAAUACAACGGACGAUUCAGCCGACUGAGCUGAGACCACGAAAGUACUUCCAACUGCAACAGGAACACUAGUCCUCUACUCCACGACAGUAGUACAGUAGCAAAAAUUCUCAUAUUACAGGUUCGCGACAACACCUCUUUCCUCAACACCUCUUCCCAUACGACGAAACCUCUUCCCAUACUCUCACAUCAAGAAGUCUCUCGACUCGUCACACCAAUCACUAGCACCCCCACCCAAGAAGAAAUAAAACAAGAUGGAUUCUCUUCUAGACUCUGGCUCUUCGCUUUUGUCCCUUGGCGACAAUGUCUGGGAAAGUUUGUUGGGUGGGGAGACAACCUCAACCUCCACCAACGACUGGAACAUCUGGGACUGGGCUGCAGCAGAGACUACGCCUCAACAUUAUGGCUUCGUGCGACUUGUGCGACUUGAGAUCAUUUUUUUUGUGGUGGAAGGUGGAAUCUGUUCAAUUCAUUCUGAAUUAUUCCACAGAGACUUAUUUUUUUCUAAACCAUAGAUGUAGAAAAAAAUUUCGGUCAUGAUUCCUUCUUGCUGAGUUCGAGAUGCUCUAACAUGAACAGGACCAGGACUUGAUGCAAACGCUUCUGCUAGAAAUGACACGAUCUGAUGAAGCUGGUCGAGGUCUCUUCGGAUCGCAGAGUCAGGCGAACAUUAUGGUGCUGUAGUCGUUGUAGUUUUUCUAAAAGAAGGAGAAGCACGGCAUUUUGAUUAGUACCCUUUAGUUUUUUCGUGUUGAAGGAAGGUUUGACUUUGCAGUUUGGAAGAAUUACUACUUGCUACGAGAUUUAUUAGAUCAGGAGUUUCGUACUCCUACUUUCCUGCUUCAGUGAUGUAUUUUUUUUUCUAGUUUUGAUUUGUCGUUCUAGUUUUGGUUUAUCGCUCAAAUUUUUAUUUGUCGCACGACCUAUCCCUUGUCCUCGUCCUUCAUUAUCCCCACAAGCGGACUUCCGAUUUCGGGUGGACCUAUUGGAACACUUGGAGAACGGAAAAUGGGAUCCUCUAUCGCAGAUUCUCUAGUGCAAAGCUCAUUGUUACUGGGCUUGCCCUAUUCGCGUGGAGGUAAUGUUAUGAUGGAAUGAGCAAUGGAACAUAAAUGCUGUGAAUGAGAACAACACUAACACAGUAGCUUGACACAUCAAUUGAUAGAAUGAUAGUGAGAGCUAGAAGAACAACAUCGAGAAAUCAGAAUUUCAAAGAACUACGAAUAAGUGUAGUUAAUAUUCAGUUUAGUUUUUUAAAAGUACUUCAUUGUUCCUACUGGCGCUGACGGUCUUCGUGGACGCGGGGGCAAGUUUGGAGCAGGAGGUGGGAUGAACUACGGCUGUGCUAUCGGAAAAGGCAGCGCGUGGCUGAGUAAAGGCACCAGUACUGGCUAUGGACCUUACGGAGGACAGGAACGUCGAUCAUGGGGCAGACAGGUCGGACCUGCAACUUCUAGCCAGUACCAUCUUUUAGCCGGAGGUAGUGGAUCAUCUUCCGCAGCAGGUGCAAGUGGAAUGAACAAUAACCAACAUGGUAAUCAACAACAUUCGGGUUGUUUUCAUCCUGGACUGAAUGGCGUCGAUCAUUUAGGAGGUGGAAAUUCAUCAUGUAAAAACGGCGCAGGAGGGCCAGCGUGUGGACCAAAUAACAAUCCUAACUUGGUCAGACCCGGAACCGGAACCAUCUGUCGCAUGGACAGUUUGGAUUUUGCAACAGUGAUAUGGCCGCGCCAUUUUUGAAGUAGGAUCUAGUUUAUUUUGCAAGCUUUUUGGGACAAUCAGGAUUGAAAACGAAAAACUAUAGAAGAUGAAGAUCAACAAUGAAAAAGGCAUCUUCAACAACAUCUGUGAAAACUUAAAAACUUCCCGUCAAACGACCCAGUUUGUCUGAAUACUACUUACUUAUAUUCCUCCUCUCGCUAGUGCUAGUCAAUUUUCUUUAGACCAACACCAAGAACAUUUUUUCAUAUCUCGGUCUCCCGUUCGUGACGAAGAGUGAGGCUCCGCCUCGCAGUCCCGCUAGCCGUCAGAGCGCAGUUUUGGGGAUUCCGGUUUUGGUCACAUCGAAAAGCGGCGCCGAUGAUGCGAACAAAACCUUCUCCGCCUGUGUUUCGCCCUCACGCCUUCGCGAGUUGGAUACGGUGGAUGCGAGGAAGCGACGCCUGCGUAGCCUCUUUGGCUCGCAAGUUGUAGUCGAUUCUAUCAAUGGAGCUUCUACUCGUAGUACAACAGGAGGAACAGGUGGAGCAAACGGAGCGAAUAACACCACUACGACAUCAGGUACUGCAGGUAGUGCCAAUGCCACAACCACGACAACAUCAACUACGGCUGAGUCAUUGAGUGCUUUUGUCGCAGAAUUCUUAGCUCCAGAGAAAGACAAUGGUACAACAUCUACUUCUACAGCCGGAGAAGAUAGUAGUACCACCGAUCACCAAGAUGGGAAAAAGAAAAAAGACACGGAUAUUGGAGGACUGGAUGAAAAUAAGACUUGGUCAAACAAUGAUGAGGAUGCGAAACCGGAGAGAACGGAUUCUUGUGCAACAACCAAUGGAGAAGAGGAUGGGAAGGGGACGACUACUAUCGACGCCACAGGGACAGGAGACGGCUCUGACAUGUUGACCAAGAUGCAUGUAGUAAAAGAUGAACCUCAUCUUAACGCGAAUCAGCAGGAGGAUGUUACAAAAAGUUGCGAAGACGCAGACAUGCUGCUAGAAGACGGACGCAAAACUCGUAGCAACAGUGCGGAAGCUCAGCUGGCUAUGUCCCGAACAGUGUCCGCAGUUGAAGAUCAUGUUAUGGCGCGUGAACAAUCGAAAUGUUGGACUGGAUACUGUACUUAGUUAUCUAAAACGUUAUCUCAGAGGUGAGCUGGGCUAUAAUUUUUCUAAAAUAUUAACUGACUAUGACUAAAAAGUCAGUGAAUAAGUAGUUCGUCGGAAAUUUUUUUUCCAUCUUCGUUCAACAAACUCUAAGAUCCGUCGUCUCCCCACACUUCUCGAGACCGUUUGUGGCGCUGACGAUCGUACGACGAUCGGACGCGAACCCAAUUCAGGGAAACAAGAAGAAUUUGAAUUACUCUACCUAAAAGGCAUGAUGCGUGGGAAGAUGCGACCUGGAGUCCAGAUCGGGAUGCCAAACGGCCCAAACAGCGGCUUCAUCAUCUACAAUCAUCCUAAUGUUGACCAACAACUUCGUAGAAGAGAUGGUGCUGUUGGCUCGGAGGAAAAUAGUCGAAAGAAUUCUUCACGAGGCGAAAGGAAUGCCAGUAACAGAUCGUCAUCGUCGACAAGUAUCGCGGCAGCAUUCAACGCGGCAGCGGCAUUGGAGGUAUGGUCUUGGUCACUAUAUUGAUUUCAGUUUGUAGUGAGCGUCAGGCGAGCGAAAUUGCGAACUCUUUGUUCGUGAAAUACUAAAUAGUCGACCUCGACGUCAAUAGAAUCAAAUACAUUUUGUUCUUUCUCCUGGUUACUUGCAUUUUUCUCUUGAACAACGAAGCAUGAUUCUAAUAGCACGAGAAAACAACCGAGAGAACAGUGGUUAUAGGGAUGGAGGCGAGUUUCGCCGGAGCCGUUCUGCUAUUCCAACACCACCUGGGAUCCUUCCACCACCAAAGCGUGGCUCAGGGAAUCAGUCUAGUCCGAACGCCUCUCCUGCACUGAUGGAAGCCAAUGCGAAAGGUCUCCUAGACUCUCUACUACAACAGGACCCGCUAAAGAGUAUGCCUCAAACGGAGAUUGCCGCGUCAGCGAGUCUGGUCUUGGAUCCGGAUAAUCAAGACAUGUUGUUACGGGAGGACUUGAAUAUUGCAAGGGACAUCAAGGUUUUGUUGGAAUGAUUUUAUACUGCCAGAGGAUUUUGUUAGAAUCUUCUGGAUAGAAAGAGUACACGUGCACUCAUCAAAAAAACAUCUUCUACGUUCUUCCCACAUAGAGACAUCUUCUUCCUAUAAUUAUUCCCCUCUAAUCUCAACCGGCAACAAUGUAAACGCCGAUCACAUGCGUCCAGUCGCUGAUCCUUUGGCUGCGCUUCUAGCAUCAGCAGUGGAUGCCGCAAAUCCAUUUUUGGCUGAUUCAAAGAUGCCGGAAGAAGACGAGCCUCCGAAAGCAGCCAGAAACGAAUGCUCUCUAGCCAAGACCUUUGGAUUAUCAUCGGUGGCAGGAGUAGAUCAGUUAUUAUGACACACAGGGAAAAAUUAGAAUUACUCAUACUCAACAUUAGACUCUUCAAAAGUAGAUUGCAUUACGCAGGUGGUUCUCAGGUUCUCAGUAGGAAACUAGCUACCUACUUCGUGUUCGCCACAGCUAGCUACUUCGUCGUAAACACGCUGACACCUUGAGGACUAGUAUGAGUAAACACUUUUUAUUCGUCUUCAUACUUGUCAGCUACAACAGGAGCAGAAUUAUUGCAGCAGCCGAACAGUGCCAGCAAGUUGGCAGAUAUAAUCUCUUCUGCUGUGUUGGCGGAAGGAUCGUCUGCGUCGUCAAAUGUGCUCUCUUCGCUCCUUGCGACAAGUCCUGAACUGUUGGAAGCUGGUGACUUACUCGAAGUAGCGAAUCUACAACCUAAAAAGUCGGCCAGUCGGGUUUUGGCAGUACCCCCGCCAGGAAGUUCGGGACCUAGUUCGCGUGUUUUAUGGGCUUCUGAAAUGUGUUUUUUGGGUCGAAAAUUUUUGAUUUUUCCUAAUCUUGUCGAAGUGCGGCUUGCUUCUGACGAGCCUAGUAAACCUACUACUUCCGACGUCAACCCCUCUCUCUAACUUUCGCCUCUCGUGUAGCUUCGCGUGUGGCUAGUCGGUCUCCGCAGGAUCGAGGUGUCUUGCCUAUUUCAAAGACGACGUCACGGUCUCCCUCCGAACUACGAAACCGCGUGAUCCAAACCAAAGUCUUAUCGGUACCACCGCCAACUAGAGCAAAGAGUGGCGCAAAAGGUGGAGCAGCGGGGGCUGCUGCAGGAACUACUACAUCAUUAAGGAAGGUGGGAUAACAAGAAUAAGUGCUUGAGACGACCCUGCUUCAGAAGUACUUGUUUGUUUCUUUGUUUUUUUUGUUUUGAUGCGCUUCGGGCGACGCGUACGAUCCCGCCGGAUUUCUUUGUGCUCUGUGUGUGUGUGUAGUGCUAUGGUCGUCAUUGCGAAGUACUUCCAAACUCAUUUCGAAAUAUUAUGGACUUCCCACAACAAAACGCAAGAUUCUAAUAUCCUCCUCGUCCUCGUCCCUGCUGCUGACAGACUGUGCAACGAGUAGUCCAGCAUUGAACAACCCAUUUGAAAGUGUAACAGCAGCCGCAUUGCUGCAAAGUCCAGAGAUUCUUGCAGCUGCUGACAGAAUAGAAACAAUGACAGGUACUGAAGAUUCCACUUGCUUUUAUGUUUAAGUCCUAAUCAAUAGUAAUUUCUGUGAUUUAUGUUUCUUUUGGGUGUUGGUGCGUAGUGAUUGCAUUUCUGCUAUCGAAUCCCGCUGGGGCGGUUCUCAGUGACAGACUAACCUAAGCUGGUUGCGAGAGAUCGACAGAACCAAAUUAGUUUCGUGCUUUUUCGUAGUUGGUUCGUUUUCGUGUUUCAUUAUAGAAGUUCUUCUAUGGAGAAAUCGUAAUGUUUUCUCACCUUCAGCAGACGAGGAUGUCCUGAUGGAAGGAUGAGCGGGAAGCAGCCCGCGCGGUGGAGAAGAGGGGUUUUGGGAUAAAAAAUCUAUUUUCUCGUCACAUUAUAAGCAAUGGUUGCACUGUGUUAGAUUUCGUAUCACGUCUUCGAUUUACGUUUACCAGUGGAAGUUCAUCUAGUUGCCGUUACUUUUGUUCAUCAGAUUUACUUUUUGUUACCUUUAAUCAAUGCUUUUACAGGAAUUUUUUACAUCUUGAAUUUACCGUUGUACAUCAGGAAUACAUGAUUUUUAUCUCACUACUCGAUUAACAAUUUAACAUAUGGCACACUUACAGGGUAGUAUCCAAGAUUUAUUUUUAGGAGGGAGGAUUGUUACAAGCAGUCGCUAGUCAAUUUUUAUUUAGAAAGCUGUUACGGUUACAAUAUCAAUAUCAUCGCAUCUUUCACAAUAGGUUUUAGUUCUCAUUGCGAAACUUCGUUACUUUUCUGCUUCAUUAUCACGAGUUAGGAAUUGUCAUUUUUGACUUACGGGGGAGCUCAAAGGGCUUUUUUUGUACAUUCACAUCUGAUCAACAUGUAUCUGGGGGGAUAGCAAACAUUUAAGAUGAUGUUCGGAGCAAAAGGUCUCUGCAUUAUCCAAGUCAUAUUUUUUUGUAUCCACCAACAACGUAGUUAAAAAUAUGCGUAAGAAGAACUCGAACAGAAUCAUAAAGGUACUACGUAGUAUACUGCGGACGUGUGGUCGUGAAUGUGAAAAGUAAGAGCACCAUCGACAUGUGUUGAAGCAAAAAGGAAAAACGACUCUCGAAUUUUAGUAGCACCUUGAACUUGUUUUGAACAGUCCGCAACACGUAUUUGUUUAGAGCGAAUUUAUUCACUACAUCUGCAAAUGUCUGCGAAAAAAGUUUAACCAACAACGCUGUGUCCACAAUUAUGUCAUACUUGAGGUGGCUUUUUAGAAAUAAAGUCUGUCAUGUGAAUGAAUGCCAUUUUCAGACUAAUGCAUCCAGUUGUUGUCCUGUGGAUAUCCAGUUGUCCUGUAGCUGUUGGGGUAAAACGAAGAAAUUUAAUUCAUCAAAUUUACCUGUGAAUCGGUAGGGUCCGCGGUUACAGGAGAAAGGCGCAAGUUCACGCUACCCAAUGGCUUAGUGUUUAAGCUCAGGCAUUUCAUCCUCUUUCUGGGCCUCAAGGUUGACAGGAAUUUCAAUCUCAGUAUUUUUCUAAUUCACAUGCAUUUUUUUGCAAUGUCAACAAGGAAUAACUCCUCUGAAUUCAUACACCUGCAAGAACACGAGAUCUUUACCCACAACGAUCGCUUUUCCCCGACUAGUUUUUUCUCCGUAGAAAUAGGAGAUUCAACAUAUAAAAUUUUUCCACUCUCCCUCAUAUCAAAUUUUCCUACUCUGAUGAUGCCUCUAACCUGUAGUCCUUUUUUUGAAAUAUUUUUAGUUGUAGUGGGGAUGUUUUGUAGUUGUUAGAAUAAGUUGGGUAGGUCACGACGGUGAGGUAGCAUCUUUUAUGUGUGUUGUAUUUGGUGUAGCAGCUAUGAUCGUCGAGAUUGAAAGUGUCCUCGACGUGAAGGUAAUUCUAUUAGUUCCAUAUCACAGUAGAGGGUGAAGAGUUCAACAGAUCGAAGAUUGAAAGAUGUUUACUAGAAGAAUGUAGGACAAGAACUACUUAUUGUUGUUACAUUAUUUCAGAUCGGGCACAGAUGUUGAAGACACAGAGAAGAUCCAAGUUGGAGGGAGAAACCAUCCUUGAUAGUGAUUGAACAGCUUCUACAAGAUCCAAUGUCGAUCUAUGAAUUG